AAAAAAGCAAGAGGGUGUAAAGAUGACUUUCCCAAGAACUACACACUCUUCUAUUCUAGGAAACAGACAAAAGAACAAGAGGCCGCAGAAGACAAAACUUCUCUGCAAAAGCCUGCACUUGGCAAUGUGUGUGCGCAUCUGUUAGAGGAAAGGAGGAUGGAAUUCCCUUUAUUAAGAGACUUCUGCACCUGUUGACAUCCUGACAUCUGAAGAACUGCUCAGUCCUCGAUUUCUCGGCUUUCCGCCACAGGAAACUUCACAUUUCAAAAAUCUGUGAAGUUUGAACAAGUGGCCUUCCCAAGAUGUACCGAAUAUCUCAACUGAUGUCAACACCAGUAGCAAGUUCUUCUAGGUUGGACAAAGAAUAUGCUGGAGAGCUGUCACCCACAUGCAUUUUCCCAAGUUUUGCUUGUGAUUUCCUGGAUGGUGACAAUUCCUUUGAAUGUUGCUCCAUAAAUCCUCUGACAGGCUCCUACUACACCUGUCGUCGAAGUCCCAGGCUCCUUGCCAAUGGCUACUACAUUUGGACAGAAGACAGUUUUCUCUGUGACAAAGAUGGCAACAUAACUCUGAACCCAUCCCAGACUAGUGUUAUGUACAAAGAGAACUUAGUUAGAAUAUUUAGGAAGAAAAAGAGACUCCGCCGUUCUCUUUCUUCUCUCUUCGAUCUAAGUACCUCUAAAUCUUGGCUGCAUGGAAAUAUCUUUGGGGAUGCCAGCACUUCUUCAAGUGAGAACUUCUGGUUGGAGGGGUCCAGGAGACUGGAUAAGUAUCAUUGCCAUGAAAAUGGGAGUGACUUUGAUGGACCUCUGACUGAUGGCUGGGAGUCAGAGGAGCUAAGCACAGAGUCCGUGAAAGCCUCCCCCUCCAGUCACAUCACAUCCCAGCCUCCCAGAGAAAUCUCCCAUGACUCCUCUCUUCAGUUCCAGUUGAUGGAGUCUAGAUACUUUCAAGAGGACAUGUUGGAUCAGUCAAAAGCUAGUUUGUUGCGAGAGGUCUCCUUCCAAGCAAUCCUGCUUGCUGCAUGCUUAAUCAUCUCUGUAUGUGCAAGGACUGUACAUGAAAUUCUCCUCAGAUGGUUUAUGGGAGGAAUAGUAGCCGGGGUCUUCACAUGCUCAUUGGUGAUAACUACAGCUUAUGUUGUCAAAUCACGGUUUGUCAGUCUUGCCAGCUAUUUCAGAGGCACUGCCUGUGCAUGUGACAAGAAAAAUCAAGGACCACAUUCCAGAUUCUCCCAUCUUGUUUCUUCUCCUGAAUCACAUCUUUUGAAUACUAGUGAGAGUUGAGCAUGACACUUCUACUGACCAGACCUGGGGCUGCUGUCACCUGGUUCUCCACCUGCUAUGAAACCAGGCAUGAGCUAUUUCACCUUCCUAAAUCUUGAUUUCCUAAUCUUUAUAAUGGGAAAAAACUAUUAUCUCCACAGUACUUUUAUGGAAAUUCAAAGAGUUCAUGCAGGCAACGCCCUUAACAUUUAACAUAGUGCUAGAUGUUGAGCAAGUGCUUCCAUAGCAGAGGCUGCUGUCAUCACAUUCACCACCAACAUCAUCAUCAUAACAGCAAUCAUAGUGCCUCUAGUAACAGUAGCAUUUAGAGGCUGACGUAGUUAUAGACGUAGACGUAGGCAUAGAUAUAGAUGUAGACAUAGGCUUCUGGCUGUUCUGCCAUUUUUGGUUGUGUGAUAAUUUGACCUAACACUGAACAUCUUUGAACCUCAGUUUCCUCAUCUAUAAAGUAGGCACAGUUUCAUAACUUGUGGUUUUUUCUGAAGUGCUAGAUACACUAUGGAGGGAUAGUAUAAGUUUCUUGUCAUAGAGAAGACCAAAUAAGAAAAUAAGCUUAUAUAUGACAUGAGAAAGUAUUGAUUUUAAGCAUAACUUUCAAAAUGUAACUCUCUUUAUUUUGAAAGAGACUAAUCAUCUUUUUAGUUAAAUAAAAAAAGGGGAACUCAAAUAAGCAAGAGAUUUUUUAAAAAUUACCAAUUAGCCCUCAACUUAAGGAUAGCCACUGCCAAUAUCCUAGUGUUUAUCCAAGAAAACCAUCUUGAUGGCCAGGCUGAUGACAUGUGAGAGUAGGCCACCUAGGGAGAAGAGCUUUGGACAUAAGAGCAGCCACCAUCUGGGGUCCACCAUGUGGCCAUUGCCCUGUUGGAGUAGAGGGCUCCACCAGAUGGCAGCUCAGCCCCCUGCGAUGAUUCCCUGGAAAGGCAGUGUCAUCAUCUGUCACACUGCAGCACUAUCAUCCCACUCCUCAUCUUCAACAUGGGACCAAGAUGGCCACACCAAAAAAUUUCGUUUCAAAGAUACUUUAUCAAAAGGUAAGGACAUAAGCUGAAAUCAAAUCUAUUACCUUCAAUGUACAGGCUCUGCCUCCCUUCUUUCAUUCAACUCUCAGACCCUGGGUUAGUUCUAGGGUCCAUGCAGCUCAGGGGCUCACGGGCUCACGGGCUCACAGUCUAAUGAGCAAGAUAGACAAGGAGGUAGUAACAUCACUGUGAUGAGCAACAAGAUGUCAGUAAUCCCAGAUAGUUGAUCCCAUCUCUGCCUAGAUAACAGAGACAGACAUUUCCCAGGCAUCCUCUGAAAUUCCUUAGACAGUGGUUUGCCCAUGGCUCAGGUCCAGUGUCCAUCUUUCCUUUCACUCCAAGCUCCAGGACAGCAGAGAUCAUUUUAGUCAUAAUCAUUAUUUUAUCUCCAAUUAUCCAGUGCUUGCUGGGAAUGUGCUCAGUAAAUGUUGACCAGACAGAUGCUCUUUAAAGACUUAAUGAGUUGUGUAGUGUUUGUGGUGGACAUCUGCUAUCUCACUCUGUGUUCAGUGCUAUGGUCUGAAUGUUUAUCCUCUCCAAAAUUCAUGUUGAAAAUAAACUGCAUUGUGACAGUAGUAAACAGUGGGACUUUUAAAAGGUGAUUAGACCAUGAGGAUUCACUCUCAUGAAUGGUUAUUGGUGUAGUUAUAAAAUGAUGAGUCUGGUCCCCUCUUGUUCUCUCUGAGCUGCCAUUCAUUCAAGGCCCCUCACUAGAUGUCAAAUCCUCAAUCUUGGAUCUUCCAGUCUCUAGCAUAUUAGCUAAUGAAGUUCCCUCCCACUUUGUAAUAUCAGCUCCAAACUCUGUAAAAGUAUUUGCUUACCUCCCAUUUGGGAAGAAGAUGCUUUUGGAGCACUAGAUCAACCUCUUCCAUUCUUUGAUCAAAUAAUAAAAUUCUACUCUGUUAUACUGAGCUGGUUUUGUUUGACCUGCAUGAGUGGCACAAGGUAGAACAAGACCCCUUGGGUGGUGAUCUGAAAGGAUCAGGUGUCUCUAUCAUUCUUGUUCACAUGUGCUGUGUGAUUUUUGUUUACCUUGGUUUUGGUGCUUGGUCUCCCUCUCUUCUGCCCUCUUUUCUUCAGCAGAACAGAAUCUCCAAGAUUUCACUAAGUCCCCAGUGUACAGAAUACUGCCUGGCAUUUAAAAAGUACUCAAUAAAUAAUCGUUUGACAAGCAAAUGGCUGGGCAUGACCCACUGAAGAAAUGGCAAGAAAUACAUUGUGUCUGGUGCAGAGAUAAAGAGCCACAAGUGACACAGGGUGGGAUGGAAAUGUCGACUUGGUCCAGAUUUCCCAAGAGGAGGCAAAAAGCUGUGCAAGGACUUACCCAGAGUGGCACAGCACGGCAUUUGGAGCACAAGAAAUGACCUCGUGUCUUGGGCCACAUUUCCAGCUCUCCCUUCAGUUACUUCGCCUGUGCAUGAAUACUCCUUAUAGCCCGCGCAGCAGAAUGUGAAGAGGGAUUUCUCAACCAGAGUCAAAAUCUUCUAGAGGAAACAGACUAUACUAUUUUAAAUGAUCUUGAAUUAAAAUCCUAAGGAAACUGGCAAAACACUCUUAGUUUCAUUGCAUGUAUUAAAAU
Tupaia belangeri chinensis (Chinese tree shrew) is the source of this 3884-nucleotide messenger RNA. It is a transcript of the gene TMEM71, whose product is annotated as transmembrane protein 71. The record is from RefSeq and is a predicted model, not a curated record. The transcript has 12 exons. NCBI's taxonomy places the organism in Eukaryota, Metazoa, Chordata, Mammalia, Scandentia, Tupaiidae. Bases 303 to 1286 code for a protein of 327 amino acids.